Cherax quadricarinatus is the source of this 3117-nucleotide messenger RNA. The record is from RefSeq and is a predicted model, not a curated record. NCBI's taxonomy places the organism in Eukaryota, Metazoa, Arthropoda, Malacostraca, Decapoda, Parastacidae.
CCCUCUACUAUAUACUUUUUACCGCCCACCCCACUGAGAAGUGAUCAAUGCAUCACAUAACGUAAGUGUGGCUUUUAAUUUGUGACGAUGGAUGGCCCGAAUGGAGGAGGGGGGGACUGUGUAGGAGGAGGAGAAUGGCGAAGUGGAAACUAUGAUGCAACAAACCAGAUAAAACACCUAUUGAAUAUCCACACAGACGAUGUAGGGAAGCAAAUUGUGGAUGCUCAGCCUCACACUCCUCCACAGAAUAUUCCUGGGCAUAGACAGGGUCAACUUACACACGAGCACUUCGAAAGGUCAGGCAGUCCCUCCAAUAAGCAACAGCGCUGGGAUAACAACAGAUACCAUGAUGGGCGACAUCGAGUGGACAGUUACGGAAGCCCUGGUAGAACCAAUCCUAGAUAUGGCAAUUACGAUCAAUGCCGCACUCCUCCUCAUAGAUAUGACAUAAGGCAACGUGCAGAAAGUUACGGGAGUCCAAGUAGAAGCAAUCAUAGACAAGGAAGCAAUGAUCGUGGCUAUAUUGGUAGUCCCCGAAACCAGCAUCAAUUUCAGCAUCAGCACAGAGGUCCUCUUAAAGAUCAAAGGGACAUGCGGGUGAAUGGGCCAAGAAAGAUAAAUUCUUCAGUGAAUUCUCAAAUGGCUGUGGGAUCUGAUGCUGAGAGUCCAGAUUUUCAACCUAGUCCAGAAAUUUUAGCAGAACUUGAAGAGCAGUUUUUAUUUCCUCUUAAAAAAAAAUCCAUGAGAUUUCCAAAGGCCAAGUACUUCUGCCGUCUAUGUGAUUACCAUUGUGAUUCCUUAGUUGUUUGUAGAAGGCAUAUUUCUGACACCAGACACAGGAAACUCAAGGAGGCCAAAGCUGUAGAAACUACUCUUAAGAAUGUGCCACCAGCUACGGACGAACAUAUUUCUUCUAUUGACAAAAUGGUUAAAUCCAUUGCUGAACAGAUGAAAGUUACUCCAGAUAUGUUGAAACAGCGGCAGGAAGUUCUAACCCAGCUCAAUGAUCUUCUUGUUGCUAAAGUUGAAGGUUGUCACUUGGAGAUGGUGGGUUCAUCUGUGAGUGGUUUCUGCCUAAAAACAAGUGAUAUUAACAUUGAUGUUGUUAUGGAAGAGAACCUUAAUCCAUCUACUGCUCUGUUAGCAGUAAAAGAAUUAGUUGAAAAAUGUGACAUAUACAGAGAUGUAAUCAAUGAUCUGUCAUCAUCUUUCCCAACUAUGUCCUUCACUCAUGCCAAGACCAAUUUGCGUAUGGUAGUAGGGGCAAGUACUACAUCUUCCAAGCUUACUAAUCAGUUAUUGGCUGAUUAUGCUUCCUUGGAUCCACGGGUGCCAAUCUUGGGUGUGGCUUUCAGAUACUGGGCUCAGCUUUGCCAGAUAGAUGACCAGACACGAGGAACUCUUCCUCCUCAUGUAUUCCCGCUGAUGGUGGUGCACUUCUUGCAACAACACCAGCCUCCUGUUCUCCCAGUUCUUCAUGAGCUACACCCAAACCCUGAUGGAGAUGUUUACUUACGUCCUGCUGAACUAGGUGAUAAGUGGAAGUGCAAAAAUACUGACUCUGUGGGAAAAUUGUGGCAGGAUUUAUUUAGGUUCUAUACAGUAGGGUUUAAAAUGUUAGAUUUUGUAAUCAAUGUUCGUCAGCAUCAACCCAUUACAAGAGCUGAGAAAACGUGGAGCAAGAAAAUAGCUGUCGAAGAUCCUUUUGUGCAGAAGAGAAAUUUAACCAGGACAGUGAGUGGGAACCCAGUGUUUGAGUAUAUUGUGGAUCGCUUCAAGACCACCUACAAGUACUUUGCCAUUCCGCAGUUAACUUAUGGUCCUCUCUUCCUGCACAUUGUUGUCAAAGAGAUGCAAGCUGCUAAUGGAUCAAAAGCAGCAGCAGAUGUCAGUCAGAGGAACAAAAAAGGAGAUAUGCUACUGGAGUCCAUAGAGAAGGCUGGGCAUUCCUUAAGUGAAGGCUCUUCAGAAUGUGAGAUGGAGAGGACUGAAGAUGACAUUGAUGUGACAGUUGAAGGGGAAGAGUAUGAAGAUGAUGAAGAUCCAGCAAACUUAUCAGGGUUUGAGGCUGACCUCAGUACAUUAUCUAUGGAAGAAAAUUUGGAUGAACCCCAAGAAACUCUGAGCCCCAAUGGUCUCAGCUCACAGGAAGAAGAACCAAGUGAAGCUACCUUAGAUGACUUGAUAGCAACAAUACCAUUUGUGACUCCAAGUCAGGCAGCAAAACUCAUGCAUCAAGUUCAAGAAAAUCAGAUUGUUUUAAGGUUUGAAGGAAAGAUCUUUACAUUGGGGCAAAAGCCACCAUUAAUAUGUGGAUCAUGCCAGAAGGAAGGGCAUUGCAAGGCAGACUGCCGUGAAGAUGAGCUACCACCACUGAAGUGUUUACCACCCAUGAAUAGUCACUUCCUCAAUCAGCUCACUGCCAUAUUUGAACAGCUAACAAAGGAUUUUGAACCAAGUAUAGAAGAAAUUGAUGAGAGAGAUAGAAUAGUUGCUGACUUGGAAAAUUACAUUCACCAGUUCUUCCGUGGGGUGACUCUCAAGUUAUUUGGUUCCUCAGCAAAUGGUUUUGGUUUCCAACGUUCAGAUUUAGACAUUUGCUUGACCUUUGAGGGUAAUCCAUCAGGUGAUGAUAUAGAUCACAUCAAGAUCAUAGAAUCUCUAGCAGAUAAAUUGAAAAGAUAUCGUCAGUGUGGUCAUGUGUUUGCCAUAACAACAGCAAAGGUUCCAAUUGUCAAGUUUUCCAUCCGGCAUGCCUCCCUUGAAGGUGACCUCUCUCUCUACAACACGUUAGCACUGCAGAAUACCAAACUUUUACAUACUUAUUCCAGAAUUGAUUAUAGAGUGAAGAUGGAGAAAGGAGCCUAUGGUUUGGCAGAGUGCAUAUUCCUAUGUAAAAGAAAAGUAGAUGAUGGAGAAGGACUGGCAUGGAAAGAUUAUGGCAAGAAUAAGGAAUCCAGUGGGACAGUAUGGGUGGUCCAUGUUGUGCUAUUUACAACGGAGACUUUCAUUGGAAAGGAAUUGUUGUUACAAACAGCAUUGGCACCAACAACAACGGUUUUGCAGAAAUUGGGAGAAUAUCACGGUUGCAUUGUCAUCGAAGACCCCUUGAUCUAG